GUCUCCCGGGGUCCCUGCACUUCCAGUUACGUAAGCUCAAGCUUUACGUUGUCUCACUAGGCACGUCUUCGGGCGGAAGUGCAAUGACGGAAGCGGAAGUGGACACGCGUGAGACUGCGGGUCUGAAGUCUAGCUGAGGGGUCCGCGGCUACUGCUGAGCUCCUCUAGACUCAUAAAACCCAGUCAUGGGUGUGAGGGGUUUGCAGGGCUUUGUGGGAAGCACUUGCCCACAUAUAUGCACAGUAGUAAAUAUCCCCAAACUGGCGGAGCAGCAUCGCAGCAGGUACCCCGGAAGUACGCCGACCAUUGUGGUGGACGCCAUGUGCUGUCUCCGGUACUGGUACACACCGGAAUCUUGGAUUUGCGGCGGCCAGUGGCGAGAGUACUUCUCGGCUUUGAGGGAGUUCGUUGCGGCCUUCACGUCGGCCGGCGUCAAGCUGAUCUUCUUCUUUGACGGCAUGGUGGAGCCGGGCAAGAGAGAUGAGUGGGUAAAGCGGAGACUCAAAAACAACAGGGAGAUAUCCAAGAUUUUCCACCACAUCAAGUCGAAAAGAGACCAGCCGGGCAGAAACAUGUUCUUUAUCCCGUCCGGCCUGGCCAUAUUCACACGGUUCGCUCUCAAGGCACUGGGCCAAGAGACUUUCUGCUCGUUACAGGAGGCCGACUACGAGGUGGCCGCCUACGGCCUCCAGCACAACUGUCUUGGGAUCCUUGGGGAAGACACUGAUUACUUGAUUUAUGACACGUGUCCCUACUUUUCAAUUGGUGACCUCUGCCUGGAAAGUCUGGAAACCAUCAUGCUCUGUCGAGAGAAGCUCUGUGAGAGUCUCGGCCUCCGUGUGGCUGACCUUCCCCUGCUGGCCUGCCUGCUUGGCAAUGACACCACCCCGGAAGGCAUGUUUGAGAGCUUCCGGUACAGGUGCCUGUCAUCCUACACAGCUGUGAAGGAGAACGCUGGAAAAAGGGGAAAUACCAUCUUAGCUGUCUCAGACUACAUCUCCAAAGUUCUCCGCUUGCAUCAAGGUGAGAAAAGGGUAGAAGAGUUGCUGCCCUUGGGGCCAAACAAAGCUCUUUUUUAUAAAGGAGUGACAUCAUAUCUCUUGCCAGGGCAGAAGUCUCCGUGGUUAAUUCAAACACCCAAAGGCGUAAUAGCAGACAAGCAAGUGGUGAGUUUAAACCCCGAAUCCAAGCAAGAAGUUCCCAUGUGUAUAGAUUCUGACUCCAAGCAGGAAGUUCCCAUGUGCAUGGAUCCUGAAUCCAACCAGGAAGUUCCCAUGUGCACAGAUCCUGAAUCCAAGCAAGAAGGUUCUGUAUAUACCUGCCCAGAGUUCAAGCAAAACCUACCUUCGGAAACAGACUCUGAAUUUAAUGUAGAAACACGCAUGCGCCCACACCCUGAAAUUAAACAAGAAGAUGCCAUGGACAUGGAACCUGAGAUAAAACAAGCGACCACGGUGUCAGACUCCGAAAUCUUAAAGGUUGCGAGGAUGCAGCACAUCCACUCAGAAAGCUACCUCGUGUACAACAUUAUGAGCAGUGCAGAGAUCGAGUGCAGCAACACCCUGGAGGAUGAGCUGGACCAGGCCCUGCCCAGCCAAGCCUUCAUCUACCGCCCGGUCCGCCAGCGGGUGUACGCACUCUUACUCGGGGACUGGGAAGACGGAGCCAGCAUCGGCCCAGCGGUCAAGGAGUGGUUUGUGUACCCUGGCAACUCCCUGAAGCACCCAGACCUUGUUAGGCCUCUGCAGAUGACCGUUCACGGGGGAAUGCCUAGUCUGGAAGUCUUGUGGCUGAGCCAAGAGCCAGCGGCACAGGCCCGGCGUCUGGACACGUUGCUAGCCUGCUUCAACCUCUCCUCCUCCCGAGAAGAGCUGCAGGCUGUUGAGAGCCCCCUGAGAGCACUGUGCUGCCUCCUCAUCUACCUCUUUGUCCAGGUGGACACUCUUUCCCUGGAAGAUCUGCACGCGUUUAUCGCUCAGGCUUUGUGCCUCCAAGGAAAAUCAGCAUCACAGCUUAUGAAUUUACAGCUGGAUUACAUCAACUCCAGAGCCGUGCAGCUGGGGUCUCUCCUUGUCCGUGGUCUCACCACAUUGGUACUUGUCAACAGCGCAUGUGGCUUCCCCUGGACAACAAGCGAGUUCAUGCCCUGGCACGUGUUUGAUGGCAAGCUUUUCCAUCAGAAGUACCUUCAGUCCGAGAAGGGCUGUGCUGCGGAUGUCCUCCUGGAACAGAAUAGAUCGUGGCUCACCAAGUUCCACAACCUGAAGGCAGUGGUCUGCAAGGCCUGCUCAAAGGAGAACCGGCACAUCGUCAGCAGAACACAUUGGAAUUCUCACUACACAGGGAGGCUGGGGAGACAGGGCUCCAGCUCCCACAGGACAGGCUCCCCACACGGCCAUUCUGGGCAAGGGCAGCCGUGGAGACAUCAGGGUCCAGGAAGCAGACAGCACGAACAUGACCCGUGGAGGAGAUACUAGGCAGCAUACAGGUAAAG
Molecule: messenger RNA, 2494 nt
Organism: Acomys russatus (golden spiny mouse)
Lineage: Eukaryota; Metazoa; Chordata; Mammalia; Rodentia; Muridae
Gene: Fam120b
Product: family with sequence similarity 120B
Exons: 10
Coding region: 186-2477 (763 amino acids)
Cellular component (GO): nucleus
Source: RefSeq, a predicted model, not a curated record